AUGCAGGCCUUUGUCCCCAAGAACCGGAGACCUCGGUUUGAGUUAAUACUCAGAAUCAUUGACCUCAAUAAUGUUCCCCUCGUGAGCGGUACCGCUUUCGUCAAAUGGCGCCUACCGUCAUCUAGUGCGCCUGAACACCAUGGUCACACAGAUAAGGCGAUCAUCAUAGAUCAUCGGGCAUAUUGGAAUUAUGAGAAGGUCCUGCAGGUCAGGCUCACCAUUGACCGCAACCAGACUCUACACGAAUGCGAGUUGUACUUUGAAGUCAUUCAAGAGUUUGCGUCAGGGGGGAACAGUGAGAAGAAUCUGCUAGGGAGGAUUAGACUCAAUCUUUCCGAAUAUGUGGAUAAGAGUGACGAUGAUGAGGGCAUCGUGCGAAGAUACUUGAUGCAGGAUAGCAAGAUCAACAGCACACUUAAAGUUGGUAUAGCUACACGCCAGGUCGAAGGGGAUCGGAACUACAUUACGCCGCCUCUCAAAUCAGCCAUGGUCUUUGGCGGAAUCGCUGGGGUUGUAUCCUCAGAACAGGGCGAACACGACGAUCUGGGCCGGCUUCCCUCGAUCAACACCCAGAGCCGCGAAGUGACAGAUAUGCAAGACAUGUACCGCCGCACACUGGCCGCGUCCUGGAAUUCGCGGGCGGACGAUUUACCGGCCGACAAGCUGAUCGAAGAACUGUUCUCCGGUGGCAUUAGCUGGGCAGAUGGGCAUGAUGCCCGUGCAGAGAAAUCAGUCGAGAAUCAGGCAGAUCGACUGGCACCACAUGGGCGCACAAGCGUAAGGCAAGCUUCAGCAGACAAUCGAUUGUCUCCUUCCAAUUUUGAGAGGCGACCAAGGAGUUCUUCAAGCAAUCAUUAUCGCAACGAUGUGAAAGGAACAGACUUUGCCCCAGCCGCUGAUCAUACACGGAAAAGCGGAAGCAUAGAACAGCAACUGUGUGACAAUCCCAAAGGCAAGGCUUGGAAGAAUCGUAGUUCGGAAUUUGAACUGUCCGAGUUCGAUGUGCGCGAGGAUUUGCGAAGUUGGGAGGUCAUGAACAAGGAGUGA
Molecule: messenger RNA, 1047 nt
Organism: Aspergillus luchuensis
Lineage: Eukaryota; Fungi; Ascomycota; Eurotiomycetes; Eurotiales; Aspergillaceae
Product: N-terminal C2 domain-containing protein
Exons: 5
Coding region: 1-1047 (348 amino acids)
Source: RefSeq, a predicted model, not a curated record